Molecule: messenger RNA, 2291 nt
Organism: Harpia harpyja (harpy eagle)
Lineage: Eukaryota; Metazoa; Chordata; Aves; Accipitriformes; Accipitridae
Gene: FUCA2
Product: alpha-L-fucosidase 2
Exons: 7
Coding region: 310-1500 (396 amino acids)
Biological process (GO): glycoside catabolic process; fucose metabolic process
Cellular component (GO): lysosome
Molecular function (GO): alpha-L-fucosidase activity
Source: RefSeq, a predicted model, not a curated record
GCGGCGCCCCGCAGCCCCCUCGGGCCCCGGCGCCCCUGGGCGCGGCCGCCGUGCGGCAGCUGGGAGGGUCGCACCGAAAUAGCUGCUGCGGAUGGGUCGUACCAGCGAUCUGAGGGGUUCGCUUGGAGAGCGGCUCUUCGGGCAGGUGGGGCUUGGUUUGGUGUUCCCCCUUAAAGUGAUGCUUAGGUUUAAAGCCCGUCUGCAGAUGGCCCUGGAGCUGAGGUGUGUGGGAAGAGGUUUAUUUCCACCUGAGGCCAGUCAGUCAGACCAUGGACUCUAUGGCGCCGUUUAUGAAGGAAGCAGAGUUUUAUGUGCUUCUGGUGGUACUGGCAGAAGGAAAAGAGAGCGCCCUAUGUGAAAUUCAUGGAGGCAAAUUACCCACCUGGGUUCAGUUAUGAAGAUUUUGGGCCACUGUUUACAGCAGAAUUCUUUGAUCCCAACCAGUGGGCAGAUAUUCUGAAGGCUUCAGGUGCAAAAUAUGUUGUCUUAACUUCAAAACAUCAUGAAGGCUUUACUUUGUGGGGGUCCAAAUAUUCUUGGAACUGGAAUGCUGUUGAUGUGGGACCAAAACGAGAUCUUGUGGCUGAACUGGCAAUGUCUGUUAGAAACAAGACUGACUUGCGUUUUGGGUUAUAUCAUUCCCUGUUUGAAUGGUUUAAUCCUCAUUUCCUUGAGGAUGCCACCAAUGUCUUUAAGACAAGAAAGUUUCCAGCCAGUAAAUCCUUACCAGAACUCUAUGAAAUUGUGACCAAGUACCAACCAGAAAUAAUUUGGUCUGAUGGGAAUGGAAAUGCACCAGAUACUUACUGGAAUAGCACUGGUUUCUUGGCUUGGCUGUAUAACGACAGUCCAGUCCGGGACACAGUUGUGACCAAUGACCGCUGGGGAGUUGGCAGCAUCUGUACACAUGGUGGAUUCUACACUUGUAGUGACCGGUAUAACCCCGGCCACCUCCUGCCUCACAAGUGGGAGAACUGUAUGACUAUUGACAAGAGGUCAUGGGGGUACAGGAGGAACGCACAGCUUGACGAUUACCUCACAAUCGAGGACUUGGUGAAGCAACUUGUAGAAACAGUGUCUUGUGGAGGAAAUCUCCUGAUGAAUAUUGGGCCCACUCACGAUGGUCGCAUUGCUGUUAUAUUUGAGGAACGCCUGAGGCAGAUGGGUGCCUGGCUGAAAGUCAAUGGAGAAGCCAUCUAUGGAACGAAACCAUGGAGAGCACAGAAUGACACGGUCACACCAGAAGUGUGGUAUACUUUCAGUCCUAAAGAAGGCCAAGUCAAUGCUAUCUUCCUUAACUGGCCAGUCUCUGGGACUCUGGAACUUGGUGAGCCACAGGCUAAGCUUGGAGAAACACAGGUGAAGCUGGUUGGCUACAAGGAACUGCUGAAAUGGGUUGCCCUAGGAGAAAAGGGAAUUGUUAUAGCUCUACCUCAAUUAACUCCUAAGCAAUUGCCAUGUCAGUGGGGCUGGACUUUACAGCUGAUUGACAUAAACUGAGCCAUACACUGCUGGAGCCUUGGGUAGUAGGUAAUGCUGCUCUUUUGCCAGUUUCUCAUCAUUGGUUUCUAACUGGUACUUGCUUGACUGGGAAACAUCAAUAAUUUCACUUUUUUAUGAAAGGUGGGCUGUAAUUAAAGGAUGGAAUGAACCUCACAUGAAAUCUAGCACUAGAUAGUUGAAUCUCUGCAUACAAUUUGUUUCUUUGAACUUGUGUGAAAUACUGAGCAUCUACCUUGAGCUCUCUACUUUUAUUUUUUUUAGUCAGUUUCUUGCCAAGUUUCGUGAAGAAGGGGGGGUGGGGGCAGGGGAAACAGGCACAAGAUUUUUAAAGCCAUGAGAAAGAACAAAGCUAGCUCAAGCCAGCAUUCAGAUGGAUGUAAGUCAGUCAGUUGUAUGUCUUAAUGGAAGAAAUCUAACUUCCACAAAACUGUACAGUAAAAACUGAGUUUUAGAAAAAAGAAUAAACUUUUUCCAGUUGUGUGCAACAACUGGCAGCUGAUAGUUUCAGCUGAGUAGGGUACUGGAUCUAGAAGGGUGAGGAAUAUUUCACAAAUGUAUGGAGGAAAUGCAUAUAUGUACAUCUUCAUUUCUCAUUGUGAAAAUCAUUAAUUUUACAUGUUCCUACUCUUGAGUAGUCCUAUUACUGGGAUGCAAGUAAAGUGAGAGAGGUUUUUUUUGCCGUUUUGUAUAAUUCUACAUGCUUAAAGCUGAUUCUUCUUUACAGCCAUUUUUACACAGUUACUAGGUUGCCUUCUGUGAACUAUUAAACAAAACAUAUACUUCAGUUA